AUGGAGGACCCGUUCCAUCGCCCACUCCCAUCCAUCAACGUAUACACCUUCUUCGCCCUCGCCAUCCUCGACGUCGCCGCCAACGCAGCUGCCGGUCCCGCCGCCGUCGCAACAGCAACCCACGUCAAUGGCGGCGUCUUGACAGCCCGCGCGCUCCAGCUCGGCGCAUUGGCCGGUGUCACAAAAUCGGGGGUUCUGGCAUUCAUCGAGUUCGUGGGAUAUGCAGGUAUACCAGCCCCAGCAUGGGUACUGCUGAUUCUGCUAGGAAGCAGUUUUGGUAUUUGUGUGUUGAUCACGGCGGAGAUAUCGAAUAUUGUGCUUGGAGAGGCACCAAGUGCGUUGCUCAUCGCGGCAGUCGUUGCUGCUAUCCCUCUCUGGGGCGAAUGCAUCGGGAUAUAUCAGUCGGCCGGUGGUUUGAAGGGCGGCAAGCCCACGACCCAGCUACUAGUCAUGGGACUCGAUUCCCUCGGGGGCUAUGUGUUUGCUCGGAUGGCACAUAAUGGAGGCUAUGAUAUCUGCCCAUACAACGUGGCUGCUGCGGCGGGAGCAGUGUAUGGUACCAUAACCGGCCUCUUCCACACGAUUCUAGGCUGCAUAGCUGGAGUGCAGCACUAUGAAGCAACCAAUGGGCAUUACACCGUCACGAAUGUCUUCGGAUCAGCUUCUGGUUACGACCCUGACUGGCGGACCCGGCAGGGUAUUUGGUGA
Molecule: messenger RNA, 708 nt
Organism: Penicillium argentinense
Lineage: Eukaryota; Fungi; Ascomycota; Eurotiomycetes; Eurotiales; Aspergillaceae
Exons: 5
Coding region: 1-708 (235 amino acids)
Source: RefSeq, a predicted model, not a curated record